This is a messenger RNA of Periophthalmus magnuspinnatus, 2043 nucleotides long. It is a transcript of the gene ece2b, whose product is annotated as endothelin converting enzyme 2b. Gene Ontology annotation, biological process: protein processing. Bases 1 to 1887 code for a protein of 628 amino acids. Gene Ontology annotation, molecular function: metalloendopeptidase activity. The record is from RefSeq and is a predicted model, not a curated record. NCBI's taxonomy places the organism in Eukaryota, Metazoa, Chordata, Actinopteri, Gobiiformes, Gobiidae. The transcript has 16 exons. Gene Ontology annotation, cellular component: plasma membrane.
AUGGGAGGGCAUCUCACAUAUAAAUCUCCUGAUGCUGAUAAACAGGUCGGUGAGAACGGUUCGUUCCCUGGUAACUCGAGUUCUGGGGGCAGUGAUGCAGAGAGAAAGACUCAGUUGUUUUAUUUGUCGUGUUUGAACUCGGCCAAAAUCGACGAACUCGGAGCCACGCCCCUCACCCAGCUCAUCAGCAAGAUCGGGGGCUGGAACAUCACUGGGCCCUGGGAGAAGGAGAACUUCAUGGAGGUUCUGAAGGUGGUGUCGGGUCCUCUCCGAGCUCAGCCGUUUUUCAGUGUGUCAGUGAGCACCGACCCCAAGAGCUCCAACAGCAACGUCAUACAGGUCGACCAAUCAGGGCUCUUCUUACCCUCCAGAGACUAUUACCUCAACAAGACGGCCAAUGAGAAGGUUCUGGAGGCGUACCUGGAGUACAUGGUGGAGUUGGGGACUCUUUUGGGCGGAGAACGGGUCUCGACUCAGGUCCAGAUGAAGCAGAUCUUGGACUUUGAGACGGUUUUGGCCAAUCUGACGGUUCCUCAGGAUCAGAGACGAGACGAGGAGAAAAUCUACAACAAAGUCACCAUCGCCGAGCUGCAGACCCUGGCUCCUGCUGUAGACUGGUUGGAUCUUCUCUCGUUCACACUUUCUCCUCUGGACCUGAACGACACGGAGCCUGUCGUCCUCUACGCCAAAGAAUAUCUACAAAAAGUGUCUGAACUCAUCAACAAGACGCACAAGAGUCUGCUGAAUAACUACAUGCUGUGGACCCUGGUGCAGAAGAGCGUCACGAGUCUGGACCAGAGGUUUGAGAACGCACAGGACAAACUGUUAGAGAGCCUCUAUGGGACGAAGAAGUCGUGCACACCGCGCUGGCAGACCUGUAUUGGAUACACAGACGACACUUUGGGAUUCGCUCUGGGCGCGCUCUUUGUCAAAGCCACGUUUGACAAACACAGCAAAGGAAUCGCGGAGGAGAUGAUAAACGAGAUCCGGACGGUGUUUAAACAGAGUCUGGACCAACUGCACUGGAUGGACCCAGAGACCAGAGAGAACGCCAAAGAGAAGGCCGAUGCGAUCUACGACAUGAUCGGAUUCCCCGAGUUCAUCCUUGACCCCAAAGAACUGGACGACGUUUACGACGGGUACGACGUCUCUGAGGAGAGUUUCUUCCAGAACAUGCUGAACUUUUAUAACUUCUCGUCUCGUGUCAUGGCCGACCAGCUCCGCAAGACGCCCAACAAAGACCAGUGGAGUAUGACUCCGCCCACAGUGAAUGCGUACUACAUGCCCACCAAAAACGGCAUCGUGUUUCCUGCCGGAAUCCUCCAGGCGCCAUUCUACGCCCACGACCACCCCAAGGCUCUAAACUUCGGUGGUAUUGGAGUGGUGAUGGGACAUGAGCUGACACACGCCUUCGACGACCAGGGUCGCGAGUACGAUAAGGAGGGGAACCUUCGGCCCUGGUGGCAGAACAGUUCCGUGGCGGCGUUCUCAGAGCGGAGUCGCUGUAUGGAAGUGCAGUACCAGAACUACAGCGAGAACGGAGAGAACGUCAACGGAAAACAGACGCUCGGGGAGAACAUGGCCGACAACGGAGGGCUGAAGGCGGCCUAUCGGGCCUACCGGUCGUGGGUGCAGAGACAUGGAGAAGAGAAGCUGCUUCCUGCGGUGAACCUCACCAACGACCAGCUCUUCUUCGUGGGAUUUGCUCAGGUGUGGUGCUCCGUGCGGACACCGGAGAGCGCUCACGAGGGGCUCGUGACGGACCCCCACAGCCCGCCACGGCUCCGCGUCAUCGGGACCCUCGCCAACUCCCCCGACUUCAGCCGCCAUUUCCAGUGCCCGCCAGGGACUCCCAUGAACCCGGGGCAGCGCUGCGAGGUGUGGUGAGCGGCCAAUCGCGGAGCCCGAGGAGCCGGAGGGGGCGGGGCCACAGCCGCGCUCCAAUCACAGCACUUCAACUCAGAGAAAGAACCUCCCCUCACAGAAACUCAGAGGAACACUGUGUCAGAUGCCCUCCCUGUGUGUCAGAUGCCCUCCCUGCGU